Chironomus riparius is the source of this 1539-nucleotide messenger RNA. NCBI's taxonomy places the organism in Eukaryota, Metazoa, Arthropoda, Insecta, Diptera, Chironomidae. The record is from the annotation of a GenBank genome assembly.
UCUUGCUACGCCUCUAAUUAAGAAAAAGAGUCUGAACGACCUUCCUAAACCAAAAAAUGCACGUCAUAAUUAUUUAUGAGCUAAAUUCACAUGACAAGAUCUAAUUACAUAAUACUCAAAUUAAUAAAAACCAAAAUUAAUUUAUUCUCUAACGGGUUUUAAAAUAGUGAAAGAUGAUUGAAUGCUAAAACCAGUUAAAUUGGUCAGUGACCUUCAAAGAUUUUAUUCGAAUGCAUUUUGCGAACUGAAAAUGAAAUCAAAACUUGAAUGUUUAUGUCAGUAAGUCAUUCACAUUCAGCGUGUAGAGAUGAAUAUUAAGUUUAUAGUGAUUAUUUUAAUAUCCAAUGUUCAUUCACAAAUAAAUGAUACGUUGGAUGUUAUCAAAAAAUUUGGUUUUAGUGCUGAAAGUUAUCGAUUUAAAACAGCUGAUGGAUAUUUAUUGACGAUGCAAAGGAUUUUUCCAAACAAUAAUGGACAUACAAAAAAGGCUCCUUGCUUGAUAAUGCAUGGAAUUUUCUCAUUAUCACUUCAAUUUCUGCAGCUACAAAAUGACUCACUUGCUUUUCUUUUAGCUAAUAGUGGAUAUGAUGUGUUUCUUGCUAAUGCUCGAGGUACAAAAUAUUCAUCACAUGCUACAUACUCAAAAAAUUCGAGCCAAUUUUGGAAUUUUUCACAUGAUGAAAUUGGCUAUUACGAUCUUCCAGCUAUGAUAGAUACAGUUUUAGCAAUUACAAGAUCUGAUAAGUUAUUCUAUAUUGCAUCAUCACAAGGAGCUGCAAUAUCAAUGGUUUUAUUGUCAACACAACCAGAAUAUAAUCAAAAAAUCAUCGAGGCACACUAUCUUGGUCCGGCUAUAUUUCUAGGAGGUGGUUCAAAUUUAUUUUUAAGAAGUGAUCUUGGAUUACUUACGAGAAAUAACAUGAUUGAUUUAACUGAUAUUAACAGCAUUAUCAAACCAAUUUACAUGAAACAUUGUAAUAAAAAUAAACAUUUUGGAUUUAUUUUGUGCAUCUUACAAGAAAUAGCAAAUUUUGGAUUAAAUAUCAAUGCUGUCGAAGUUGAUUUUGAACUACAAAAAUAUUAUGUUGACAAUCAUGCUCCACAAAUAAGCAAAAAACAGUUUGAUCAUUUUAAACAAUUAACAAAAUCGAGAAAAUUUCAAUACUUUGAUUAUGGAGGUGAAAAUAUAAAAAUCUAUGGAACAAGACAUUCUCCAGAAUAUGAUUUAAGUCGAGUGACAGCUCCUAUUUACAUAUAUUGGGGAACAUUAGAUACUACUAUAGGAAAGGAAGACAUCCAAAACAUAAUUAACUCACCAUUAAAUGUCAAAAGUGUUCGAGUGAUCAAAAAUUUCAAUCAUUUUGAUUAUGAAGCAAGUAGACGUGCUAAAGAUGCAAUUUAUAUGCCAAUCGUGAAAGAACUUAAUAGCUUUAAUCAUUUAUACUGAAAUAUCUUAUAAAGCUAAUUGAUGUUUUAUCAGGAAAUUUAUAAACGAAACAGAAAUAUUAGUUAUCUAACCAAAGAUGAAUCAGACUUAAG